ACGCCGGCCCCCGCCCCGGACCCCAGCCCGGCACCUGGGCUCGGCGCCGGGAGCGCGCGCGGGCGGGCGGGCCGGGGGCGACAUGGGGAAAUUCCAGUCCAAGCACGCCGCUGCAGCCUUCAAGCGGAGAGAGAGCCCCGAAGGGGACAGCUUCGUGGUGUCUGCGUACCUGGGUGGCCGCAGAGGCACGGAGGAGGCGGAGCGGCGGGGCUGCGUGGAGCACGGCACAAGGGACAAGCAGGGGCUGCCUGGCGGGGACCCCAAGGAAGGACCUUUCCGGGACGACCCGUGUCCCCUAGAGGUGGCACUGCCGCCGGAGAAGGCCGAGGGCCGAGAGGGCCCAGGACAGCUCUUCGGCACAGACGAUGGAGAAAGAGCAGUGAACCGCGAGGGCCCCCGCGGGCCGGGCAAGCGGCGCCUGAACGUGGACGCGCUCCAGUGUGACGUCUCGGUGGAGGAGGACGACGGCCAGGAGUGGACGUUCACGCUCUACGGCUUCGACAACAGUGGCAAGGCCACCAGAGAGGACAUGUCCAGUCUGAUGCACACGAUCUACGAGGUCGUCGAUGCCUCGGUCAACCACUCCUCGGGCAGGAGCAAGACCCUCCGGGUGAAGCUGACCGUCAGCCCUGAGCCCUCCAGCAAGAGGAAGGACGGUCCCCCCGCCAGCCAGGAGCGGGAGCCCACGCGAUGCAGGAUGGAGGGGGAGCUCCCCGAGGACCCCAGGGUGGCCGACAAGAGGCUGUCCACGCACAUCAGGAGGCCCACCGCCGACCCCCACCCCUGCUCCGAGCGGGGGCCCUACUGUGUGGACGAGAGCACGGAGCGGAGGAACCACUACCUGGACCUGGCGGGAAUCGAGAACUACGCAUCUAAGUUCGGACCAGGGUCCCCCCCGGCGCAGGCCAGGCAGGAGCCCCCAGCCAGGGCCGCGCACCCGCAGGGCCGGUCCCGCUCCCAGGAGUCGGACGCGCACGCCGCGCACCAUCGCCGCUGCCUGGGGCCGGCCGAGCCCGCCCUGCUGGCCGCGGAGCCCGUGCCGCGGGCCCUGGACCUGCCGCCCCGGCCGAAGGGGCCGGAGAGGCCGUUCCUGAGGUCCCCGCAGGGCUCGGGGCGGCCGCCCGGGGCCCCCAGUGGGGGCAGGCCCGGGAGAGCGUUCAGCUUUCAUCCGCCGGCCCCCCAACCCCAGGCCCCGCCCCAGGACGGUCACCAUGUCCCGCAGUCCCUGCCCCCGCCCUACGGCCACAGGCGCUGCCGGCAGAGGGGCCGGGAGGGCCACUCGCCGCUCAAGGCCGCACCAGGCCAGCCCGCGGCGCUGGAGCACGAGGCAGCGCGGGAGCUGCCGCCCGUGCUGCUGGGCGAGGCCUGCGCGGUGCCGGCGGUCCAGCGCCACGAGCACCACCACCACCACGAGCACCACCACCACCACCACCACCACCACCACCCGGCCUAGCGGCCCCGCCGGUGCCGGGGACCCACGCGGAGGAGCCUCCUCCCUCCUCGGCGAGGAGUGUCUCACGCCAGCGGCGUCCCCGUCCCGAAGCUUUCUGUGUCAUCCAUAAACACAUUUGUACACUUGGACGCCUGCCCCUGCUCCUGUCGCGAUACCAAAGCAAGGCCCACGGGGUCGAAGGGACCCUGCUCGGACGGCCUGGGCGUGUUUUCCUCUCGGAGCCCCGCUGGGGGCGCUUCUCCUGCGCGGCAGGGGGCGCGAGGCUUGUCACUGGCCCCGGGGGGCCGCGGGCUUUGUGGUUCCUGGGGCUCAUCCACCCUGAACCGGGGAGGGGCGGCUCGGGGCAGUCGCUGCUCGGGGCCGUCGCUGCUCGGGGCCGCGUGUGCGAGGCCGGCACGGAUCACGGGGAGAAGGGUGGCCCCGCGGGGGGCCAGGGAAGCGGCCGGAGUCCAGAAAGGCGGAGGUGAAAGCCAAGAGGAGGGGCGGCCAGGCAGGGCCACAGGCGGUGCCGCUAGCAUCCUACGAGGACACAGACGUGGCCGGCGGGGCGAGGGAAGCGUGGGCGCCCCCGAGAACCGCACACGCGUGGACAGCUGGACAGGAGGCGGGCGGAAAACCUUGAGUGCCGGGGCACAGCCUCAGCUUUGGAAAAGCGCGAUUCCCUUUGGGAGGCUGGGAGGAGGGCCGCAGGCGAGCAGGAAGCCUGGGUGUCCUGGAACCUCGGCCCGCGGAUGCCCCCGAGGCAGGACGUGCCGCUGCUCCGUCUGAGGUGAGCAGCUUGUGAAUUGGUGCAGCUGGUUUUGUAUUUGCCUCCUUGGCGCUGUUUUUAAGGAUACAGCAAAGUGGUGGUUGGUCUGUGAGUUAUUCCCCAGUCAUAAUAAAAAUACGUGCAUUUUGUAACAUGUCA
Lagenorhynchus albirostris (white-beaked dolphin) is the source of this 2360-nucleotide messenger RNA. RefSeq names its product NKD inhibitor of WNT signaling pathway 2 (gene NKD2). The record is from RefSeq and is a predicted model, not a curated record. Gene Ontology annotation, biological process: negative regulation of Wnt signaling pathway. Gene Ontology annotation, cellular component: cytoplasm. The transcript has 10 exons. Lineage: Eukaryota; Metazoa; Chordata; Mammalia; Artiodactyla; Delphinidae. Bases 83 to 1453 code for a protein of 456 amino acids.